Messenger RNA from Xenopus laevis (African clawed frog), 1459 nucleotides. RefSeq names its product T-cell acute lymphocytic leukemia 2 S homeolog (gene tal2.S). The record is from RefSeq and is a predicted model, not a curated record. Bases 241 to 588 code for a protein of 115 amino acids. NCBI's taxonomy places the organism in Eukaryota, Metazoa, Chordata, Amphibia, Anura, Pipidae. The transcript is spliced from 2 exons.
AAGUAUUUCUGGGAGCAGCAGUGACACACGUCAGACAAAGGCUCUGCUUUUCUAUAAAUGAAAGAGAAGUCUGCGCAUUUGCGGAGUUACAAACUAGUCUAUCACUGGGGAGUCUGCCUGCAUCCAGCAGCACAUCUUGUGAGCGAUUAGAUAUCUGACAGCAGUGAGCACACUGGUAAACUGAUUUUGUAAGAGAAAUUUUUUCAUCAGAAAGUUUUCUUGAAAGAGCUGCGGAUUAAAAUGACACGCAAGAUUUUCACUAACACCAGAGAGAGAUGGAGGCAGCAGAAUGUUAACAGUGCAUUUGCUGAGCUAAGGAAACUCAUCCCAACCCACCCACCAGACAAAAAACUGAGCAAGAAUGAAACGCUGAGACUGGCUAUGAAAUACAUCAACUUCCUCAUUGACAUCCUCGGAGAUCAAGAAAUAAGGAAAACUGGAGGAAGUUCUCAGGGAAGCAUUUUGGGUCUCUUUAAGUCAGAACACACAGUUAUGGGAGACUGGACUGUUAUGAGUCACAGUAAUGACUCUUCCCCAGGGAUGAGCAGUGACACACAGGACUGCUGGUCAUUGGAGCCCUCACCAUAAUGCUGAGAGAAUGGGAGUAUUAUCCACUGUUGUGCUGUGUAUGCAUUAACCUAUUUGUGCUGAGUUAAUUCUGUAAUUCUUGAUAAAGUUUUCUGAUAACUCACUUAUAAUGACAAGAGCCAUUAUAAGCCAAGGAUGUACCAGUAGGGAUGGGUGAAUUUGACCCGGUUAGUUUUGCCAAAUGCAAAAUGUCUCCGACGUCCAUUAAAGUCUAUGGGCGUCAAAAAAAUGUUGUCGUGCGGCGAAAAAUUUUGAUGCACGUCUUUUUUUUUGAUGUAUGACGCCAUACAAGUCUAUGGGCGUCAGUUUUGCGGCUAAACAAGGCCCAUCCCUAUGUACCAGCAGUGAGAGAGUUGUCUUGUCAGCAUGCUUAAAAUGUAACGUUGAUACUUAUUUAUGGUUAUGUCAGACGCUAAAUAUUGGAUCACAGGGCUGACUUACCAGCACAUGUUUUCAUUGGUCAUUUGGAUAAGGUGCAGCUUUGGGCAAGCAACGGGAAAUUAUAAUGACAUCAGAGAGAUGAAAACUUCCAUUAUGCUUGUUACAGUUCAGAGUGAACCAUGCAUUGCAAAAGCCACUUAAAUGAUUAGGGUAUCUGAUGUGGAAUGGCCAGAAGAAUUGCUCACACUUAGCUACCUCAUUUCUUGUUUUCUUUACUCUCAUAACUCACCAUGCUUUUAUAUUAGAAUUUGGGGUCAUUAAUAAUUUCAGAUUUUAGAUCUUGCCUACCUCGGCAGCAUUUGUACAUCUGUAUAUUUGUGUCUUUCUUGGAAAGUGUUUUUCCACGAAAGAACCGUCUGCUGGUAAUGGUAGGCAGAUGUUUCCACAACAGUUCUUUUAUUUUAAUCAAUAUAUUGGCUGGGUAUUGGAU